CUCCUCCUCCUCCUCUUCUUCUUCAUCUCUCUUUCCCCCUCUCUUCCUUUCCCCCUCUCUCUCGCCAAUCCCUUCGUGCACUCGGGUCCGUCCCCCAGGAAAGUAGGCAACCCCUCUUCCCCCUUCAAGUCAUGUCCUACUCCUCGGACGUCCAGAUGGUGCCCUCCGGGCAGAGCGCCGACGCUGACCGGCCCUAUUUCGAGAUCCGCAAGUGGAACGCUGUUGCUCUCUGGUCCUGGGAUCUCGCGAUCGAGAACUGCGCCAUCUGUCGAAACCACAUCAUGGAUCGCUGCAUUAACUGCCAGGCCCGGCAAUCGUCCGCCUCUGGUCCAGGCGACACCCCCGGAUCCGGGUCAUCCUCCACGGGCGAGACGGAGUGCAGUGUCUCCUGGGGGCAGUGCGGGCACGCCUUCCACUAUCACUGCAUCAAUAAGUGGCUGCGCGCGCGCAAUGUCUGCCCGCUUGACAACCGGGAGUGGAGCUACACCAAGCAUUCCCGUUAAAAUGGCGUGCACCGACCAGCGCCCAGGAGCACGGGAGUCGCCCAUGAAUGCGCAAUGCCACCUUUCUCCAUCGCCCUCCUCCCUCCUGGAGCGGUGUGCGGAGACACCAAUAUAUACAUAUAUAUAUAUACACAUGUGUGCUCGAGAAACACAUCCCCCUCCUCCCUCUCUCUAUCUUCACCCGAUGCAGGCGCUGGCGUCCAUGUUGCCAGUGGCUUGUGAAACUAUACAACAAC
Messenger RNA from Fonticula alba, 739 nucleotides. RefSeq lists its product as hypothetical. The record is from RefSeq and is a predicted model, not a curated record. Gene Ontology annotation, cellular component: nucleus; cullin-RING ubiquitin ligase complex. Bases 132 to 503 code for a protein of 123 amino acids. Gene Ontology annotation, molecular function: cullin family protein binding; zinc ion binding; ubiquitin protein ligase activity. Gene Ontology annotation, biological process: protein ubiquitination; ubiquitin-dependent protein catabolic process. NCBI's taxonomy places the organism in Eukaryota, Rotosphaerida, Fonticulaceae. The transcript is spliced from 6 exons.